Molecule: messenger RNA, 2150 nt
Organism: Aspergillus heteromorphus CBS 117.55
Lineage: Eukaryota; Fungi; Ascomycota; Eurotiomycetes; Eurotiales; Aspergillaceae
Gene: ilv3
Product: dihydroxy-acid dehydratase ILV3
Exons: 4
Coding region: 129-1976 (615 amino acids)
Biological process (GO): branched-chain amino acid biosynthetic process
Cellular component (GO): mitochondrion
Molecular function (GO): dihydroxy-acid dehydratase activity
Source: RefSeq, a predicted model, not a curated record
CCCUACUCUUCCUUCUCUUCUGCUGGUCUCGGGUUCCAAGGCUUCUCCCUUUCCUGACCGGAUUCUACCCCGCGCUGCAUCCUGUUUCAUCCCCCCAUUGCCCGUGAUUCGCGCGCUCUCAGACGGCAAUGCUUCUUUCCCAAACCCGGGGGCGUAUGCCCUCCGCUCUGCGGAGCAUCGCUAAGCGCUCUGUGCUGAACAGUCGCCCUCUGUCCACGACCCUCCCGAGACAGCAGAACGCCAGCGAUGACGCCAAUGCCGGCCUCAACAAGGUCUCCCGCCAUAUCACCCAGCCCAUCUCGCAGGGUGCCUCCCAGGCCAUGCUGUACGCGGCUGGUCUCACCGAGGCGGACAUGAACAAGGCCCAAGUCGGUAUCUCAUCCGUGUGGUACAAUGGCAACCCUUGCAACAUGCACCUGCUCGACCUCAACAACCGCGUCCGUGAGGGUGUCCAGAAGGCCGGCUUGGUCGGCUUCCAGUUCAACACGGUCGGUGUCAGUGAUGCCAUCAGCAUGGGUACCAAGGGAAUGAGAUUCUCUCUCCAGAGUCGUGAUCUGAUUGCCGACUCCAUCGAGACCGUGAUGGGUGGUCAGUGGUAUGACGCCAACAUCAGCAUUCCCGGGUGUGACAAGAACAUGCCCGGUGUCUUGAUGGCCAUGGGAAGAGUGAACCGGCCCAGUUUGAUGGUGUACGGCGGUACCAUCAAGCCCGGCUGCGCCUCCCUCCAGGGUAACGCCGACAUUGAUAUCGUCUCCGCUUUCCAGGCGUACGGCCAAUACAUCAGCAAGGAGAUUACCGAGCCCCAGCGGUUUGACAUUAUCCGGAACGCCUGCCCGGGAGGUGGCGCCUGCGGCGGUAUGUACACGGCCAACACUAUGGCCACGGCCAUUGAAGUCAUGGGUAUGACUCUGCCUGGAUCUUCUUCCAACCCCGCCGAGUCUCAGGCCAAAUACGACGAAUGUAUUGCCGCUGGUGAGGCGAUCAAGACCCUGCUCAAGGAGGACAUCCGUCCCUCCGAUAUCCUGACGCGCCAGGCCUUCGAGAACGCUAUGAUCCUGGUCAACAUCACCGGUGGAUCCACCAACGCGGUUCUUCACCUGAUCGCUAUCGCCGACUCCGUUGGCAUCAAGCUGGACAUCGAAGACUUCCAGUCCGUCUCGGAUCGCGUGCCUUUCCUGGCUGACCUCAAGCCUUCCGGCAAGUACGUGAUGGCCGAUCUCCACACCAUUGGUGGUACUCCUUCCCUGCUCAAGUUCCUGCUGAAGGAGGGUCUUAUCGAUGGCUCUGGUAUGACCGUCACCGGUCAGACCCUGGCCAAGAACUUGGAGAACGUGCCCGAUUUCCCCGAGGAUCAGAAGAUCAUUCGCCCCUUGUCCAACCCGAUCAAGGAGACUGGUCACAUUCAGAUUCUGCGCGGUUCCCUGGCCCCGGGUGGCAGUGUUGGUAAGAUCACCGGUAAGGAGGGGAUGGCUUUCACUGGAAAGGCUCGUGUCUUUGACGAUGAGGAUGAUUUCAUCACCGCGCUCGAGAAGAACGAAAUCAAGAAGGAGGAUAAGACCGUUGUGGUUAUCCGCUACACUGGACCCAAGGGAGGUCCCGGCAUGCCCGAGAUGCUGAAGCCCUCUUCGGCUCUGAUGGGUGCUGGUCUCGGAAAGUCCUGUGCCCUGAUCACCGACGGACGUUUCUCCGGUGGUUCUCACGGAUUCCUGAUCGGACACAUCGUCCCCGAGGCCGCCGUCGGAGGCCCCAUUGGCCUGGUCAAGGAUGGUGAUGUUAUCACCAUCGACGCUUCUAAGCGCGUUCUUGACCUCGAUGUCGACGAGACCGAGCUUGCAGAGAGAAGAAAGCAGUGGGAAGCCGACCGGGAUGCUGGCAAGCUCCCCCCCACUGGCCUGACUCUCAGAGGAACUCUCGGCAAGUAUGCUAGAACCGUCAAGGAUGCCAGCCACGGCUGUAUUACCGACUCUCUCGAGUAGAGUGUAGAGACAUUCGUUCUCUUGUACCCUUUGUUGCAUCUAUAAUACUUUUCAAAGUCAGCUCUGUCUUAUUUUACGGUUCUCUUUUUCGGUUUCUCGGUCUGGGAUGGGUUUGGGUCGAUUGAGUCUGGAACCCCUACUGUUUUAUAUAGGCGAAUUUCAAGAAUAAAAGCG